Molecule: messenger RNA, 3061 nt
Organism: Xyrichtys novacula (pearly razorfish)
Lineage: Eukaryota; Metazoa; Chordata; Actinopteri; Labriformes; Labridae
Source: the annotation of a GenBank genome assembly
AGGCGGUCCACUGGAAUCUAUUUCCACUCAUGCACAUUAACGUCUACUGACAACAAACCUGACCUCCUGAGGAAAUAGGUACUUUUCCCCUCACAUCCCCAAGAGCAGCAACAAGCAGAAAACAUGAAGCCCAAGUCUCUCCCGUCAAGGUUGUUCAACAUAAAUUCAACAGCAGCAGAGACGCUGAACCUACGAGCAGCAAAAUAUCAGCGGCAUGUGGACUGUGUGGAUCACCCUGACAGCAGCCAGCCUGUAGCAGAGAACAGCAGACAAACUGAGAAGUGCCACAGGGAAAUUCAUUUUGGGUUUCUGCCAGAGAGGUACGACAUGCUGGUGGAUGAUGAGGCGCAAGCCAAGGCAAAAGAAGAGAAGAAGGAAAAGAAGAAAGAAAAGUAUAAAAAAGUAAAGAAGGUUGGUGUCUGUUUUUAACUUUUAAUUUCUACAUUCAAUGAACUUGCAAUUCACUGUUUAUGGUACUUCGUCAAUGCCAUAAAUUUUUACAUACUAUUCACAAAUCUGGUAUUUUAAAGGCUGAAAUCAAACAUUUGAAACUGAAACAUGAACCAAGACCUCUUGGUUCAUGUUGUUAACCCAGUCAGACACAAGCCAGAGAUUACUCUAAAAAGCUCUAACGACUCAAAUUUGUCACUUCUGCCAAGAUAGUGGUCAGAAAAUGGACCUGAGAAAAAAUGCCCAAGUCACGACAUGCUAAACUGGUCUGACUUCCUUAUACAUUCGCACAUUUACAAAUGUCAAAUCUUUACAUUAUUUUAUUAAGGAAUUAAAAAAAGGUUUAGUAAGUGGAGAUAACAUGACCAGGUCAUCUACUUAGACAACAUCUGUUGUGUGCUAACUGACUAGAUUGCUUUAUUACCCUCACGUGUGAAUGAUAAGACCAUCUUACAGCAGGAAGGUGGCACACUUGUUGAUGUUGAACAUUAACAGAUUCUUUGUAGUCUGUGAAAACCCUAGGGGAAUAAAUCAUUAAUCACCAGUAUGAUGAGGAAGAAGGAUGCAGUUUAUAAGAAUCAAAGUCAUGUUGACUCAGAGGGUGUGAUUUGGGGUCGAAGUGUAGUCGAAAUGUUCCUCGAAUUCAAACCUGCAAACACACUGUGUAUGAAUAAAGAUACUCAUAAUGAGUAAUGACAUGUUUUUAUUUUCCCUCAAGUUUCAGUUUGACUAUGACUACUUUGGGUAAGUUCAAAUGUGAUUUUGUAUUAAUAUAUAAUCAAUUAUUUAGCACCAGUCCAAUUACUUGAAUAAUUAAUGAUCACAGAAAAGUCCAAGCCUUUCAAGUAAUAAAUCCACAUAACUCUGUUGAAUUUAGAUGGAAAAAUUCUGGCAAAAAUAUGUAUUUUUUUGUGUCAGUUGAACUGUUCUUAACAAUUUAUUCUGCAUUAGAUUUAAUUAAGACAUCAUCGUCUACAGGCUGUAAAGAGAUUUAUUUACCACUCUCUUUUCAUUAUUUCUAAUUUUGGAGUAAUAGUGUAAUGGAACAUAAUAUAUAUAAGAUUUUCUGAUAAUUUAUCAGGAUGACUGAUAUAAUUAUAUUGCUGGAGGGGACCAUGUUUCCUUAUUAGUCACAUUAAGAUAGAAACAUUGUAAAUCUGUAAAAACAAGCUGAAGAAUGUCUCUGACUAGUUUUAUUACUCGCUCUAUUGCCCUAUUCUUCUAUAUACAUAUUAGAAGUCAACGUUAUUGACAAGCUUAAGCCAGUGAGUCGAAAUAUUUGUGCUCACACUAUUCAGGAAGCUGGACUGUUUUUGCCUCAUUUUUCCAAAUCACCUGACUUCCUGCAUCCUGUUAAGCUGGUCAGCCCUUUCCUGUUCCAAGGGGAUGGGAGGACAAUAGUGUUCAGAGGACAUUUUUGUUUGUGUUUUUGGAUUAAACACAGACCCUGCUUCUCCUGUGGUGCUUCUGUCUUUGAACACUCUUUAAAGGUGUUUCUUUUCAUCUGAUUUUACCUGAAUUAUAAUGGCAUGACCUAAUUCCUAUUAUUUUGACCUAAUUCUGCCAUAUCACCGAGAAAGCUCUACACCUGAAUGAAGGGAGGAAAACAAUAAUGAUGUGAUGAAAUGGGAGUUUUUCAGAAAGAUCAUCUCAUUUACUUUGAUUCAAGUUAAUAUGCCUCCACUUCAGAGAUGUUAAAUGUUGCACAGUAAAUGUUAAAAUUUUUCUGCUUCUUUUUCAGAAUAUUGGCAAAGCAAUGCGCGCCACCUGGAAGUGUCUAAUGCUUGGUCUUUACAACUUUGCACUCGGCUAUUCAACUCCGAUCACUGUGGCUGCUACGUUUGUUCCUGACUUUCACCCAGGCAGAAACACAAACUGAGUCCAGCAACAUGCACCUCCUCAAGUUUCUUUAUCAACCUUCACUGAACAUUUCAGAAACCCCACAAACACACACCAAAGACUUUUAACAGUUUAUGAAAUUGCAUUUUUAUAUAGAUUUUUGCAAACUAAUCAAAAUAUUAUUGGAAAGUUACUCUUAAUUUAUGCCUUUGUGUAUGAGUCCUCUUUACAAACUGUAAUUUGACUGUUAUUAUUAUUCACUUCCUUACAUGUGUGUAUACUCUGUGAUCAAAUAAGAUACAAAUACAGGUGAGGUCAUAACAUUUCUGACUGUUAGAAAGCUUUAGUAUUCACAGAUGGCCAUAAAAGUCAGAGUCCACUGUGCCUUUUCCGCAGGAGAACAUGUUAAGAUGGUUUUUGUAUGUGUAUAGGGAGACUUGUCGUAAUGUGGAAGCUGCAAGAAUCAAAGGCCAGAGCUUCUGAAAAUGAAUAACAAGCAGGAAAGACCAAGCUGUGGUCUGAAUUAUCAAGAAAGACAAGUAAGUAAGUAAGUAAAGGCCAAAAGUACAAAUAGCAUAAGGAAGUUCUCUGGUCCCGCUGAUUUGAAGGGGAUUCUCAGAUUAAAAUGUAAGACUGUGAGUUUCUGAGGAAGUUUAAAACCUUUUUGUAUUUUAUUGUGUGUGAGUUUGAUUUGAUGGUAAAGUUACGAUGUAUGAUGUGUUGAUCAAAUGUGAUUAAAGUGAUCUCUAAAAUGUUUCCUUUGUUAUUUUUU